Messenger RNA from Paramecium sonneborni, 165 nucleotides. Lineage: Eukaryota; Ciliophora; Oligohymenophorea; Peniculida; Parameciidae. The record is from the annotation of a GenBank genome assembly.
AUGGGCAUUUGUACUAGCAAACCAAAACCAACAUAAUAAUAGAAACUAGAAGUAAGAAUCAACACAAUUACAAACACUUAACCAGAUAGAUAAUUAUCUUAACCAUCCUUUUAUCGUUCUAUUGAUCGAGGUUAUUAUAUUGCACACGAACAUGAUGCAUCUUGA